AUGCCAUCCGACUCCAGCUUCGCCAUCGCGAUGAGAACGCAGCAGCAAGCCGACCGCGAAGAACAGCAACGCAUCAAGAGUCUAGUCCUGAACUACGAGAUGUCCAACGAGCCCGAGACCGCCGACGGGGGCCGCACGUCUUUCCGAUCUCGCAAGCUUCAACUCAGUGAUGUCAAUUGGUAA
Molecule: messenger RNA, 183 nt
Organism: Aspergillus campestris IBT 28561
Lineage: Eukaryota; Fungi; Ascomycota; Eurotiomycetes; Eurotiales; Aspergillaceae
Exons: 2
Coding region: 1-183 (60 amino acids)
Source: RefSeq, a predicted model, not a curated record